Molecule: messenger RNA, 2346 nt
Organism: Lodderomyces beijingensis
Lineage: Eukaryota; Fungi; Ascomycota; Pichiomycetes; Serinales; Debaryomycetaceae
Source: the annotation of a GenBank genome assembly
AUGUCGUCAAUAUCAAAGCAACAGUUGAAUAUUCAGUCUAGUCAACAGCAGCAGCCACCGGCAGCGCCAGCAUUAGCAGCGCCAGCACAACCACAACCACAAUCGAGUAACCACGCGCAAUCUCCAUUGGCACGUUCUCCUUCAACUCAUGCUGCACACCAUACACCGUUCAAUCCAAGAACUCAUAGACACAAGAGAUCCCAGGCUAUAUCGGGAGAUUUCGAUGGUUUAGGCUUGUUUGAUUUGCCCCACCACCAACACUCAAAUUCAAAUUCAAACUCAAACUCACACCCGAAUUUAUCCACGGGACUCUCCGUGUCGGCCCCAAAAGAAAGAUCCCUUUCGUUACAUUUACCCAGUCAUACCGAUGAGCUAGAUAGACAUUUCAAUUUUAACAACAAUGAAGACUUUGCAAACCACCCAAAGGAUUCGACUUUUUCAUUCCCCAAGAACCAUGGGUAUGAAUUUUCACGCGAAGAGCCGUUUCUGCAACAAUCUAAUUUCAAGAAGAACUUGAGUUCACCCAUUCAGUUGUCAAAUAAACUUUCAUAUUCUUCACUAGCUCAGCAUCUGCAACACCUGCAACACCUGCAACACCUGCAGCAACAGCAACAGCAGCAGCAGCAGCAUCAACGUCAAGGUAGCUUGAGUCAAAAUGACGUGCCCGAGGCGAUUAUAGACCUAGAUUACAUCCUCACGGCAAACUUGCACAUUGGCAUGGACGAACCCAUUUUUCCCCAGGAUGACUUUUUAGGAUCACCUGUUAUAGUUGAAGAAGACGACUCAGAAUAUAGAGAGGCCUUGGGCGAGAAUUUCACUUUGGACGACCCAAACCCCGUUCAGGGAUUGCAGCAGCCUCACACAACUUUUUACUCGCUGGCCAAUUCUUCAACUUCAAGUUUUGUCCAGCAGCAGAACCAAACGCCACCAUCGACGACGGCAUUUGUAUUUACCCCGACUCAGACAAGGUCAGGCGCAAAAGCACACAGGUACCAGAUCUUUUACGACCAAUCGAGCCGAGUCUCAAAUGCAAUGAAGGGCCCAGGCUCCGAAAGUACAGAGAGACUCGCAACCCCACCAUUGCAAUCACAUCAAUCGGCCAUGUUUCGCAAAAAAUACUUGAACCAUUAUUCAUCGUUGCCCUCGCUAAAGGGCAAAAGAUCAUUUUCGUCAAUUAGAUAUAAUGAGUUAAAGAGAAUGAACUCGCCCACGAGAGAGACUCACCGUCCAACACAACUCCUGAUGUCACCUACAAAAUUACACACCACCACCACCCCCGCUACUACCUUAACACCCGAGCGACUAGUACUGGACUUCCACAUUACAGAAGAAUCCAGUUCACGCCAACAUCAAGCAACACAAUCACAAUCACAGUCACAAUCGCAAUUCCAGGCAUCACAAUCAUCGCAACCACCACAGGCUUCCCAGCCAUUACCACUACCCUUACCUCCACAGAGCUCCACACCUUCAACAUUGGGCACACAGUCCACCGCCGAGACUGAAGAUUCGCAAAUAACGCAAAAGAUUGAAGCUUCAACUAGCCCCAUCAGCAUAAACUCUGAGAUUUCAUCCUCGAUAAUCGAACGCAAGCAGCAGCACCCGUCAAAGCCUUCCAUCGUAAUCACCCCACAAGAUCUCCACCCAAUUACACUCUCGCAAUUGGAUGCACCCACUCCCAAAUCGGAGCUUUUCCAAAUCCCACAACUGGACCAAAGCAACGCCAAUUCAUUCCGUAGCGAGCUGACCAUAUCGGCAUCGAACGAGUCAUCCACAUCAUCUGCAAAGAAUCUGACCUCGAUAAUACCACCACCACAAGCACCAGUGCAAGCACACGUAUCAUCAACUAGAUCGUCGUCGUAUUCCCCAACACGAGUUCUGAAACCACGCUCACCAUCGCCAUCGCCAUUGCGGAAAGAACCCGUGCUCAAGCCCCACCCAACACACCUCGAAAAACUCAAGCUGAACCUAGCUUCACCCAUGAGUAAAUACGAAUAUCACAACUACCCCAAACGUACUCGCCAUCACGAUUCAUCUUCGAUAAGCUCGGCACUGGUUUCGUCGUUGGCUUGCCCGUCAUCUUCAACAACCUCUAGAGAACAUUUGCCACAACAUGUGAAUCCAGAUACCAAGUACACAACCCAUAACCACGAUUUAAGUUACCUAAAUCACCACCAUCAUCUGAGACGUACAUCAGUGGCAACGAUUGGAUUCUCAAGUCCAUCAGAGCAAGGCAAAAGCAAGGGGCAUGGAAGAAGUCGAAGCAUGAUUGACGAUACUUUUUCGAUUCGCAGCAUCUCGAGUUCAAAGCGAAGUUCGAAAUUCUUUGAUUGGCUUCGAAAGAAAUAG